GACCGGAUGUUCGUUUUUUUCUGAAAUUAGAUAGAGAAGAUAGAACAGAGACGCAGCUAUGCUGAGGGGACAGCAAAGAGGAUGUGACCACUGUGGGACGUACGAAUCCGCGGAUAAACAGAAUCCGGACGCAGGACGCAUCGAGAAUAUGGACAGCCCCUGGCCAGAAACGACAGUGCAACCCGUUCGCAUAGACGUGUUUAGUUUGCAGGAUGAUUGAUUUUACUUUUGGGGCGGUGUUGUGGCCAGAGGCGACGUGGCCCGGGCGGGCGAUGACGGGAUCAAUGAAAAUGUCAGUCCACGCAAUGUCAGGAAAGGCCAAGGCUUUGUACGCAACACUCUGCCACGCGACCACAGGGCGAGUGAAGAAGUCAAUCGUCUCGAAAACUGGAUCCUCCACAAUUCCCGCGACGAAAUGGUCGAGACCGCUCCGCUGGUCACUGUCGAGAGGGGUGGCCGAGGCUCGAUAGGAAGAUUAUCCACCGAUGCAUGUGCAGACGGGCACGCGGGGCACGCGCAAGCGGAUCGAAUUGCUGCGCUGGCAUGCGUCCUCGCCGGUGUCGUCCACACUGGUCUGCAACCUUGAUCAGAGGUGGGCUGCGAUGGGAAACAGCUGAGAUUGGCUGAGGUAGUGUAGGCAUAGGUUUCGCAGGCUGUGCUUACGCG
Fomitopsis serialis is the source of this 666-nucleotide messenger RNA. RefSeq lists its product as uncharacterized. Lineage: Eukaryota; Fungi; Basidiomycota; Agaricomycetes; Polyporales; Fomitopsidaceae. The record is from RefSeq and is a predicted model, not a curated record. The coding region runs from base 213 to 470 and encodes 85 amino acids. The transcript has 4 exons.